AUGAUAAAAGGAAAACGUUCAUUUCCAAAGCGUCAAAAUAAUGUUAGAGUAUUAAAUUCAUCACGUGUUGAGGAAUUUGAUAUAUCCGAUCAUAAUCAAUCCAUAGAUAGCAUAAAUGAACUUUCUGCAUAUGAAGUUUUGUCGCUUAGAAAAAAGACAGAAGAUGGUAUUAAGUCCAAUUUGAAUGAAGAAAGAGUGGCAUCAAGUUUAACUAGUAGAGCAGAAGACAAUAAACCAUGCAGAGAUUUCGUUAAAAGCGAUAGAAACGUGCUAGCGUCGGAUUUUCUGUCUAAAUACGGUGAGGAAACGGAUGAAAUGAACAAAACUAAGAAAAAGCAAAAAAAAAUAAUGAAGAAGGAGAUUCGAAAGAGAACUAAGCGGAAACGUAAAUCAGUUAAUAAAAGAGAACUAAGUGGUUCAAUUAAAACAUGGAUACCGACACAUUCAGGUAGUAGCGUCUUCAGCUCAUUAUUUAGGAAUUGUGAUGAUUCGAAAGAAAUGCAGGAUUCAGUGAGCCAAAACAUAUCUGACAAUGCAUCGCAAAAUUUUGAAAAAAAAAGAAAAAGGAAAAUGCAAAAAGAGAUUGUCGAUUGUUUGAGUGAAGGAGAAGAAAUAGAGGAAAUUAAAAUCGUAAAUCUUUCGGAUUCAAGCCAUGGAAGCUCUUUUGAAAGUGACGAAAUUAAUGAAGACAAAAAUAUGGUGGAUGAAGAAGAGAAUGAUGAAGAAUUGAUUGAUGAAAGAAGUACAAAUAGUGCGGUUCGUGAAAAUUUUGUAAGGUGUUACGGAAAAGAAAAGGAUGAAGAUGCCAGUGACGUAGUAAUCGAUUUUGAACAGAAGCCUUUCUCAACUCAUUGUGAUUCAGUACAAAAUGGAUUGGAUGCGAUCCAAUGGCUUAUUGAUCCCUACGACCUAACACAGUUUUUCAAAAUGGUAUUUCAAAAGAAAGUAUUUCAUGUUUGCCAUAAUAACCCGAAUUACUACGGCAAUUUAUUUAGCACAGCGAAAUUUAUCGACAUUCUGCAAACGGAUUAUGUUGAAUACGGUACCAAUGUGAAUGUUGCUAUUUACAAGAAUCAGCAAAGGUCAACUUUAAAUGGUUCUGGAAAGGUUUAUCCUCAAGCAAUACAAAAAAGUAUUAAGGCUGGUUGUUCAAUACAGCUUACAAAUCCUCAAAGCUUCUGUGACAAUGUUUGGUACUACUGCGAUUUGUUACAGGAAGUAUUUGGUUGUUUUGUUGGAGCGAAUAUUUAUAUAACUCCCGCAAAUACGGCUGGCUUCGCCCCUCAUUGGGACGACAUCGACGCUUUCUUGCUUCAAUUGGAAGGGCGAAAACAUUGGAAAAUAUAUGCACCGGAUAGUGAUGAUGAGAUGCUUCCUCGAUUACCCAGCGGUAAUUUUACGGAUAAUGAUGUUAUUAAUCGUAUGCUUGUUUUUGAUGAUUGGUUGGAGCAAGGCGAUAUGUUAUAUAUUCCGCGAGGUUAUAUCCAUCAGGGUUUCGCAGACAAAGAUGUUCAUUCGUUGCAUCUCACUGUUAGUGUUUGUCGCAAUGUCACAUAUGCUGAUCUCUUGGAACGUGUCAUCCCUCCUGCACUAUCUAAUUUUGCUGAGCAAAAUGUAAACAUUCGUAAAUCAUUACCAGCUCGUUAUUUAGAUAUGACAGGUGUAUUGGAAUGUGACUAUCCACUAUUGAAAACUGGUACUAUGAAAUUACAUCGAUUUCUGGAUAGCAUCUUUUCAAAUUUCUGCAAAUAUAUCAAAGAGUUAAGUGAACCGGCUGUUGAUAUGAUGGCCAGGGAAUUUAUGAGAACGGCACUCCCACCUGUACUCACUAAAGAGGAGAAAGAUAUGACAGCGUUAUGCGUUGCCGGUUCAUCGUUGUAUGGUGAUAAGGAGCAUAUUUUCACAAAGAAUACGUCAAUCAAACUUUUAAGAAGACAUGGUCAAAGACUUAUUUAUGAAUCGGAAGAACGUUGCUUUAUUGUACACCGCAUGGCAAAUUCAAGAGUUUAUGAGGGAAGACCGGAAGUUUUAUUUGAUCUGGAUGUAGAACUUGCCGAAGGAUUUGCAAAUUUAGUGAACGCUUAUCCUCGCUGGUGCUUAGUAUCGGAUUUAAAAUGUAAUGAUGCAGCCGACAAUAUCAGAUUGGCCGAACUUUUAUAUAGCAAUGGAUUACUUAUGGCUGAAUUUCGAGAAGCUAUGAAAUGA
Messenger RNA from Brugia malayi, 2205 nucleotides. RefSeq names its product LD40453p, putative (gene Bma-jmjc-1). Gene Ontology annotation, molecular function: histone H3K36 demethylase activity; histone H3K4 demethylase activity. Gene Ontology annotation, cellular component: nucleolus. Bases 1 to 2205 code for a protein of 734 amino acids. The transcript has 16 exons. The record is from RefSeq and is a predicted model, not a curated record. Lineage: Eukaryota; Metazoa; Nematoda; Chromadorea; Rhabditida; Onchocercidae.